Molecule: messenger RNA, 2964 nt
Organism: Symbiodinium sp. CCMP2592
Lineage: Eukaryota; Dinophyceae; Suessiales; Symbiodiniaceae
Source: the annotation of a GenBank genome assembly
AUGACUGGCGCCUCCUUGGUCAUCAAUUUACUAGCAGAUGUCUCUCCUGCGGGUGUUCUGCCUCUGGCCUAUGGCAUGUCAGGGACAGGCUACAUCCCCGCCGUCAUGUUGCUGAUGCUGUUUGCCUGUGGUGCUGGCUACUCCAUGUAUCUCAUCUCCAGGACGAUCGAAAUCUCAGGGGUGAAGAGCUAUGAUCGGAUAUGGGAGCGUUGCAUUGGUGAAAGGAGAAUGAGCCUGAGCACGAACGACCAGCGAAGUCUUGACCCCGUGCCGCCGGAGCGCUGGUGCGUGACAAAGCACGACUUGGAAGACUUACGAGGCGAAGUGAUGAUGGCAGUCCAGCAGAAGAGGAUCACGCCGCCCGCAUCCGAUGAUGGCUUCGACAUGUAUGGUCCUAGCAUCUAUGUAGUCACGGAGCAGUAUAUCAAGCCAACCACGCAGGGGACACAUUUCAGUUGGGCUCUUAAAAAGCACCCGGAUGGCCUGGACUGUGACGUCUUCAUCAGCCAUGCAUGGCAAGAAGGCAUCUUCGAGUUCCUGGAGAAGGUACUGAACUCAUGGCCAAAACCUGCGCGGAAUGCGUGGUGUUGCAUGCUGGCGAACCCCCAGAAUUUGAACAUUGCGGUGUUGCUGCGAUCACCCAGCCAGUCGCCCUUUGCCCGAGCAUUGGAGCAGGCUACCUACGUGCUUGCGGUGCCCAACCACAACAGCAGUAUUUACACGCGGCUUUGGUGUGCAUAUGAAGCCCAUCUUGCAUCAGAGCAAGGCAAGGUCAUUCUUAUUGCCAGAGGGCCGAUUGGAAAUGACUAUUUGCAAGCUGUGCCAUGCCUCAUGCUGGCGACUGCACUUGGUGCAGUCCUCGGAGUCGUCACUCGACAUCUUGCAGACGCUCAGCGCAUGGAUGCAAGCCUCGCCUGCGUGCUUUUCCUUGUGGCUGUUUUGAUGCUGGGCGCUCUUGUCCACGGCAGGCAGAAGCGCCGUGCCCUGAAUCUCUGUGGAGCUGCUGGCUCCGCUUUCCUGUUCUUUUCCUGGAAAGCACAUCACUUCUGGCUACCUUUGCCAACAGGAUCCGAGCUUGUGCCUCGGAUCCUGCAGCACUGGGUUAUAGUCAGCGCACUUGGCGCCUUUUGGAUGGCCGAGGUGGACCGGAUAUGCAGCGAAGCGCUCGAGGAGGAAGCGGUGCAGUUGAACCGUGGGCUGGAGGACCAAGAGUCUGUCGAGUUUGCAACGUGCACCCAGGAAUCCGAUGCUGUCCAGAUUCGGGCGGAAAUAGGCGAUUGCUUCCAUCAGGUGGAUCACUCCAUCAGCGUGCUUCUCUCUGCUGGAAUGUCCACUCCGACGCUGCGAUCCAUCGCGGAUGCAGGUGUCAACAUUGAUGGUGCUGGUCACUACGAGAUCACAGUGCCCUUUGUGUGCUUGGUGCCCAUGAUCGUCGUAAAUAUCGGGCGAGUCUACUUGGCAGCUUCGUUUCUGCAAGAUGAGCUGCACUAUCGGGCCAUAGUGUCCAUGCGGACGAUCCUUUGUUUGGCCAAAGCGGGCCUCGUGGUAAUGAUCUGGAGAAGUUGCCACGAAGAACGUGCUUUCAUCUUCAAAAUGAUCACAAAGCUGACCUGCGUCAUGUUUGUCAUAACUGCAUGCGAACGACUUCACAGCCACCUUGAUCUUUCAUACGAUCCAACUUUCCAUGUUACCAUUGGCCACAUGACUUUCGUUGUCAUGCUGGUCUGCGCCUCGCUUGGGAUGAAGGGCAUCGCGUGCCUUCCCGGUGGUCUCUAUGUUGUGCAGUUCUUCCUGUGCAGAGGCUGUCCACGACUACCUUCAGACGGGUGGAAAUGGAGGUGCCUAGGCCCUGCGAGGAGGAGGAGUAGUAGCAGCAGCAGUAGUAGCAGUAGUAGCAGCCGUAGCACUGGGACUAGCCUUCAAAGCCCAGGCAAAUGGAUUCCCAGCUUGGUCUUGUGCAUCGUGUGCUUUGGGAAUGCUCUUGCCUACAUUUGCAUGGUCGGUGACUUGAUCUCCAUGUGCUUGCCAGGAUUUGGGAUCUCUUUCCUCAGUCGCUCUUCGUGCAUCGCCAUCUUGGCCGUUUUCCCUUUGCUGCCGCUUUGUAUGCUGAAAGACCUCUCUGCUUUGGCUCCGACAUCAUUCUUGGCGCUGUUAGCCGUGUUCUGGAUGAUCAUCAUGAUGAUUAUCCGCUACGUUGACGGCUCCUAUCUUCCAGGUGGGCAGUACCAUGGAUUCCCAGCACCACGAGGGCAUGUGGGGAACAUCGGCUUCUCCACGCUUAUCUUGGUGGACAACUUGGCCGUGGCCUUCCUCUGUCACUAUAACGGUCCGAAGUACUAUCGCGAGUACAAAAACCAUCGGCCUGUCCGCUUCGGCUCUCGCGUGCUGGCUGCUUUCUCGCUGGUCUCCACCUUGUUUGCAACAUCAAUGCUGCUCGGGUAUGCAACCUUUGGACAGCACGCGGAGGGUGUCAUUCUCAACAACUACGACAAUACCGACAUGCUUGCGAACAUAGCCCGCUUGGGCAUGGGCUUCGCCAAUGUUUUCAGCACACCUCUCAUGUUCAGCGGUCUUCGGGAAGGCGUCCUGGCUGUACUCACCCACUUCGCCCCUGAGGAGGAGGAACUCUACAGCCAGGUAUGGUUCCAGAACACCCUGAGUGCAGCACUUCUUUCUCUCGUGACGGUCAUCGCCAUCAUCGUCACUGAUGCCAGCAUUGUGAUCGGUUUGGUCGGAGCUAUUUGUGGCUCCGCGAUCAUCUAUGUCAUUCCGUGCUUCCUCUUCGACGCAGCGACGAGCAAGUUUCUAGGUCAGGGCGACGACCUGCACCAUCCGAUGGAGAUUUAUUUGGUGCGCGGUCUCGGCUUUGCCGGUGUUUUCGUCAUGUGGCAGGGGCAUGCAUUUCCUGAAGUAUCAAGGGGCCGACCCGAUUUCGAUGCUAAAGCAUUGUGGCGCAGUUUCUGA